GGAAAUUAUUUUCAUAUCUAUCUUAGCCUUCCACACAGUCGAACUGUUAUAUAAUACGUAUCAAAAAUCAUCAAAAUUUUCAACACUGCAAGUCGAAUUCCAUUAUGUCCGGAAUUGGCAUCAAUGGCUUUGGCCGAAUCGGUCGAAUGUUUGCCCGCCAGGCUCUAGUUCGGAAAGAUGUCAAGAUCGUGGCAAUCAACGAUCCCUCGCUGGAUCCCAAGUAUCUGGCCUACAUGCUGCGAUACGACUCCACUCAUGGACAGUUCAAUCAGAAGAUCUCUGUCGACGGGAACAAUCUCGUUGUAAAUGGCAAGAAGAUCAAGCUGCUCAAGGAGUCGGACGUCAAGAAGGUGAAAUGGUGCGACCUCGGCGUGCAUACGGUGGUGGAGUGCUCCGGCAGGUUUACCACCCUAAAAGCCUGUCAAGGUCACCUGGAUAGUGGGGCCAAAAAGGUGGUCAUAUCGGCACCAUCUGCCGAUGCUCCGAUGUUUGUGUGCGGCGUGAAUCUUGAUACAUACAAGCCGGGCACACCAAUCAUCUCGAAUGCCUCGUGCACAACCAAUUGCCUGGCGCCUCUGGCCAAGGUGGUGAACGAUAACUUUCAAAUAUGUGAGGGCCUUAUGACCACCGUUCAUGCGGCUACAGCUACCCAAAAGAUCAUCGACGGACCCAGCAGCAAACUCUGGCGGGAUGGACGCAGUGGCAUGACCAACAUCAUACCCGCAGCCACAGGAGCCGCUAAAGCAGUCGGCAAGGUGAUUCCGGACCUGAACGGGAAGCUCACGGGUAUGGCUUUCCGUGUACCAGUUCCCAAUGUCUCGGUGGUGGACCUCACCUGUAGGCUUUCUAAGCCCGCCAAAAUGGAUGAUAUCAAAAAGUGCAUCAAGGAUGCAUCCGAAUGCGAAAUGAAGGGAAUCCUGGGGUAUGUCGAGGAGGAGGUGGUGUCCACCGAUUUUAACGGCUCACGAUUUGCAUCCGUCUUUGAUGCCAAGGCCUGUAUUGCCCUAAGCGAUACCUUCGUCAAGUUGAUCAGUUGGUACGAUAACGAGACCGGAUAUUCGUGCCGUCUCCUUGACCUGGUUCUCUAUGCCCAAUUGGUCGACCAAUGCGAUGCGAAGGAAAAGGGUGGUUGCAAGUAGGAAGAUCCCUGUAAGAAAAAGGAUGAUCCCUGCAAGAAAUAGGAAGAUCCUUGCAAGAACAAGAAAUAGAAAAAAAAAAAAAAAAAAUUUUUACCAAAUCUAGACUUAUUUAAAUUAGAUUUAUAUUUAGAAAUCUUUAUUUACUUAAAAAUUAUUGAAAUGUAAUCCAUUUUACCAUAGUUUUUAGACGCAAAUUUCAUAUUUUGCAAUUCUUGUGGGCUAAACAAUAGGUAGCAUAGCAAUUGGCAUUUAUUCGCCAUUUUUCCAACAUAUAAAUAAAGAACAAAAAAAUGUA
Messenger RNA from Drosophila sechellia, 1434 nucleotides. Its product is annotated as glyceraldehyde-3-phosphate dehydrogenase. Bases 105 to 1139 code for a protein of 344 amino acids. The record is from RefSeq and is a predicted model, not a curated record. Gene Ontology annotation, biological process: glycolytic process; glucose metabolic process. Gene Ontology annotation, molecular function: NAD binding; glyceraldehyde-3-phosphate dehydrogenase (NAD+) (phosphorylating) activity; NADP binding. The transcript has a single exon. Gene Ontology annotation, cellular component: cytosol. NCBI's taxonomy places the organism in Eukaryota, Metazoa, Arthropoda, Insecta, Diptera, Drosophilidae.